ACGCCGUGCGGCAGCAGAAACACAUUCUGCCCUUCACUACUCCUCGCCUUUCUGUCGCAGAAGUUGGUUUUAAUGUGAUUACAUCGAUAUUUCUACACUAACUAGUAUCAGCAGCUCCUCUGGAGAGCCGCUGCCGGCCCAACUACAGGCAGGACGGAGACCCGGACAGAUUUCCGGGCUGAGGAUGCCGCUGCUGGUGACAGACUACUGCUGGACACAGACGGACUCCUCGGUCUGCAUCAGUGUGCCUCUGAAGGGAGCGACAGCUGGCAAAGUGAACAUCUUGUCUACGGACGAAUACCUCAAGGUGCAUUACCCGCCGUAUCUGUUCGAAGCCUUCCUGUAUGAACCUGUCGAUGACGACAGAAGCACAGCGAAGGUUGGAAAUGGAGCUGCACUCAUUAGUUUGCCAAAGAGGACCAAUAAAUUGUGGGAGCAUCUGAUGAGAACUACAAAUGAUAAAGAAAAAAAGGAGGUCAGAGAAAGGGCUCUGUUGAAAUACCAGGAAAAGAUUUCUUCAGAGUCCCAAUUCAAGGCGAAGAAAGAGCAAGCAGAGAAAAAAUAUGCACUGGAGACAAUGAUGAAGCUUGAAAAGGAGAAAAGCGACGGUAUCCAGAAAAUGAAGGACAAUGAGCAAGAGAAAACCACAGCAGAGUUGGCAGCAUGGCGAGUGAGACAGAAACAAAAAGCAGAGGAAGAAUCCCAACUAAAACUCCAAAGUCAGAGAGACGAUCAAAACAAUCUGAAAGCCGUGACGGAGAAGCAGGAAAAUGGAUGUAAAGAUGGAGGGAAUGUCAAACUGGAACAACGAGGCAACGGUGAAGCAAAGAGCAAGAGAAAACAAGCGGACUUGCCUGCUCCGAGACUCGUUGGAAACAUUCAAAUCACAUUUACCCCACGAGUUUUCCCAACAGCCCUCAGGGAAUCACGAGUUCCAGAGGAGGAAGAGUGGCUCAAAAAACAAGCUGAAGCCAGGCGUGCAGUAAAUGCAGAUGGUGAGGAGUUGAAGGACCUGAUGGAGAACGAGAGGAACCCUGACUGGUUAAAGGACAAAGGAGACAAAUGCUUUGCGAUCGGGGACUACCUUGGGGCAGUGAAUGCCUACAACCUCGCUAUCAAGCUCAACAGAAAGAUCCCAGCUCUGUAUUCAAACAGGGCUGCUUGUCAUCUGAAGUUAAAAAAUCUUCACAAGGCCAUUGAGGAUUCCUCUCAGGCACUUGAUUUGUUGACUCCACCAGUUGCUGCCAAUGCAGCUGCCAGAGCCAGAGCCAAUGUCCGCCGAGGAUCUGCUUUCUGCCAGCUACAGCUCUAUGCAGAAGGGCUACAAGACUACCAAGCUGCUCUCAAGAUUGACCCUCACAAUGAAGCGCUGCAGGCAGACACACAGAGAAUCAGAGACAUUAUUCAAGGCACUGCAGCUAACCCUGAGACACAGUGAAACACAGAAAAUGUACGGUACAUAUAAUGUAUAAUGUAUGUAUAUAAUGUGGCUGUUUAUUGUUUGUGUUAUUCGUCUGUUACCCAGUGUUUUAAUAAAUGACAACAGAGAAUUAAA
Sebastes umbrosus (honeycomb rockfish) is the source of this 1555-nucleotide messenger RNA. RefSeq names its product dynein axonemal assembly factor 4 (gene dnaaf4). The transcript is spliced from 9 exons. The record is from RefSeq and is a predicted model, not a curated record. Lineage: Eukaryota; Metazoa; Chordata; Actinopteri; Perciformes; Sebastidae. Gene Ontology annotation, biological process: outer dynein arm assembly; inner dynein arm assembly; cilium movement. Gene Ontology annotation, molecular function: nuclear estrogen receptor binding. Bases 185 to 1438 code for a protein of 417 amino acids.